AGAAACUGACAUCGAGGUACAUAACAAAUGUAGCAAAUGCAUUAUAUAUAAUCUGUCUCACAUUCGCCAUAACCUCGUGCUCUGAAUUUUGUUUAACUUGAGCUUCUCAAUUCUCAAGUUAACUAUUUAUAACUGCAGAUCCAAGACCCCUUUUUCAAAUUCGAGCAACCCAUCAAAUUCAUCUAUCCAAUGUCUAAGCCAAGGUUGGAGGGCAAGGUAGCACUUGUUACUGGCGCAGCCAGUGGAAUCGGUGAGCAGACGGUUCGAUUAUUCGCGGAAAAUGGAGCAUUUGUAGUUGUUGCAGAUGUUCAGGAUGAUCUAGGCCAUCAGGUUGUGGCAUCAAUAGGUUCCGAAAAGGUGAGUUAUCAGCAUUGUGAUGUUAGAAAUGAACAAGAAGUUGUGCAAACGAUAAAUUUUGCUAUAGAAAAAUACGGAAAAUUGGACGUUUUAUUCAGCAAUGCUGCGAUCAUGGGGCCUAUGACAAGCAUUCUAGACCUCGACAUGGAGGAAUUCGACAACACUAUGGCUACAAAUGUCCGCGGUGUCGCGAUAACAAUCAAGCAUGCUGCACGAAUGAUGGUCGCCAAGAAAACCCGCGGAUCGAUCAUUUGCACAACUAGUGUUGCAGCAAAUCUUGGAGGGGCUGGACCGCAUGCCUACACAACGUCGAAGCAUGCGUUGGUAGGCCUUGUGAGGGCCGCGUGCAGCGAGCUGGGAGCUCACGGGAUCAGGGUGAAUUCGAUUUCACCAUUCGGGGUAGCGACUCCUCUCUCGUGCAAUGCUUAUAAUGUGGAGCCGAGUGAAGUUGAGGCCAAUGGUUGUGCAUUGGCUAAUUUGAAAGGCAUUGUGUUGAAAGCCAGACAUAUUGCAGAUGCAGCUCUGUUUCUUGCAUCUGAUGAGUCUGCUUAUAUUAGUGGACAUAAUCUGGUUGUUGAUGGGGGGUUCUCAGUGGUUAGUAAUUCUUUUUCUUCCUUCUGAUCAAAGUGUUUGAUGAAGAAUCGGGUCAGUUUUCGCGCAACUCGACUAAUUUGAAGAAUUAUUAGCACACUCGUACCAACCGAACAUGACAGCCCACUUGUUUCCGUGCCUCCAGUGAAAUUAAACAUGUGAUCUUGGAUGAUAAGUGCCUAAAGUCACGAUCUCUAUCAACUGGGACAUGGGUGGUGGGUUUGACGAAGAAUCUUUACAUGCAUUCACUUGGAAUUGUGACAGUGGUAUUAUAAUUUUUAUGAAUUUUAAUGUUUGUAAGUCAGAGUUUAAUUUUGGAUUUA
This is a messenger RNA of Daucus carota subsp. sativus, 1271 nucleotides long. Its product is annotated as short-chain dehydrogenase reductase 3b. Lineage: Eukaryota; Viridiplantae; Streptophyta; Magnoliopsida; Apiales; Apiaceae. The transcript has 2 exons. The coding region runs from base 190 to 978 and encodes 262 amino acids. The record is from RefSeq and is a predicted model, not a curated record.